AUGGCCUCAAAUUCCUUCUCAGCACGCCCUUUCACGUCGAUCCCUCCAUCGUCAGAAGCGGCAGGUGAAUCAACGCAUCCCUCAACGCAAGCUCCCAGGUCGCCAGCUGAACCAUGGCUUGAGGGGGUAUUUGUCCCCCAUGUCUACGACUUUGUUAGCGUCUUUGGUCCGGCGAACUUCCAUGGACCGUCACAGAUCCCACCGUUGUACUUGGAGCCCCUCGCAGUAGACCAAUCGGUCACCAUUGGCCACGGGGCCUCGUUCACUACGUUUAAGAGAGCCAUCCCAGCUGCCCCAGAAAUGUCAAUAACCAGCUCCUUGAACGGGUUAUCUAUUCGUGCAUCUAGACCCCGGGAGACUCGACCCCAACAUGUCGUCUACAAAAUUGCACGAGUCGCCUUCAUGGAGGAUGGGACCCCUACACCGCAGACACGUCGUGCCAUGAAAGCGGCAUUAAUGGAACUGUACUCGCUGAGACAUCCACCUCUACAAAACCACCCCAACAUUGUCAAGUUCCUCGGUCUUGCCUGGGGUGCAAAUCACUUUAAUCCGUCACAUCGAUUACCAGUCUUGGUGGUGGAGUUCGCCGAUCGAGGCAAUCUAGUGCAACUCCAAGAGAUGAGAGAUUUGGCUCCUGCCGUCAGAAGCCGUCUCGCUAUCGACAUUGGUGAAGGGCUUAGUAUGCUGCACCGCUGUGGGAUCAUCCACGGGGACGUCAAAUCGGAGAAUAUUCUUAUCUUUUCUCAUUCGGAGAAGGAAUAUGUAGCGAAACUCUCGGACUUUGGUUUCUCUAUGGUUCGAGAAGCGACGAAUGCAGAUGUCUACGUAGGUGGAACCAGGCCCUGGAAAGCCCCAGAGGCAAGAUCUCCAGUCUCCAGGCAUCUCCUCCAGGCUACAGAUAUUUACUCCUACGGUCUGCUUCUGUGGCGUUUAGCAACGGACGGCCAGGAUCCGUUCCGCUUCUGGGUCAGCUCUGCGCUUCAGGGAGAAGCGUAUCUCGACGAGCUUGAACAAAUCAAAGAGAAGGAUCAGCCGGUGCAAAACACUUCACUGGAGAAGUGGUUUAUACCCUAUAUCUUGGCAAAGGGUAAACCUUGUCGAGCAGAGUUGGCCAUGGAUUCGCUUAUUGAAGCAUUAUCUAAACUUUUAACGGUUCUGGAUAUGGCUAAGUUGGGAUCAGCUCAGACCGGCACCAACUUGUCAACAGCAGCCUGGGAGGCUAUCAUGCGAUCUCUGGAGCUCUGUCUUCAAGCCCCGGGGUCUUCGCAGAUCCUGCUUGGGCGUUUCCUGCUGUGGGCACAGGGAGAUGUCUUCUACGGGCGGAUACCAUUCACUCUGAACAACUGUCUCAGCAUCGAUCCCACGAAGCGAGACUUGCAUGAAGCCCUCAACACGCUCACAGGUCAUAGUCGACCACAGCUAGGACCCGGCAUAAAUGACCAAGACAUCUUUCUCCGUAUGGGCUACGAUCAUCACAUUCUAUCCUGGCAGCAGAUGAGAGACCUUCAGCCGGCAGUCCAAUCCUUUGUGUUCAACUGCUUCCGUGCUAAAGUUGAGGAAACUUUAUCCGCGCAGCAGAUCAAUCCGCCCGACUGCUUUGUUCUCACUUCCUACUAUAUCAAUGGCUAUGGUACCCCUGUGAACAUCAAAGAGGCAGAGCGCCUUAUCCGGCUGUGCUCAAAUCCCAACUUCAACCACCUUCCUUCGCGCGCAUAUGUAUACCGCAUCUGGAAACAUCUCGAUCCAGAAUAUAUUCCAAAUGAUGCCAUGAUUGGCAACCUAGAGGUGAUGGCAUUGCAGGGUUCACGAAUGGCUGCUCUUGACCUCAAGGAAGUGGCGCCUGACAGAUAUGCUGAGGCUGAGUCUCGCAUCCGUGACAUAUUGGCCGGCGUCGGAGCAAACUUCUUCCAUGGGAACCAGAUGCUGGGUGGUUUCACGUAUUGGCAAUGGGUACGCACAUUUGACAAUCAAGAAGUUCUUGUUCAAAACCUGAAGGAGUUCGACCGGAUCAGCGAUUACAGAGUGAACAAGCGGGGAGACCGUAUAUUGCACCUGGCAGCUUGUGCUGGCCGAAUACAGGCCAUCAAACCCCUUUUGGACACCUUCUCAGUUCUCACGAUUGAUCAGCUGAACGAUAAAGGAGAGACGGCGCUGUUAUGUGCCUGUCGAGCUGGACAGGUGGCCACGGUGCUUGGGCUACUCGAACUGGGUGCAAACGCUUCCGUUGUCGCCCCUAAUGGAGAAACCUGUCUACAUUGGCUCGUUUCUUUCAAGGAUGAUGACAUUGAUAUGGUCGGAGGGGCACUGGUUGAAGGAGGCGCCGACCUAAGGGUUUUUACGCGUGAAAAGGUCGCGUACUCUGUUUUUAGGGCUACAGUGGAGGUCGAUCGCCAGGUUCCAGGCACGCCUCUCAACUGGGCCGUACAUCACAACCGGGCACGCAUUGUUAAGUUCCUCUUAGGCAGAGCAUCAGAUGCGCGGAUUUGUCUCGACCGUGCGACUAAUCUUGUGGAGCCCUCCCCACUGGAAUAUGCCGCUUACUAUCAUCAUGUCGAAUGCCUGGAGUUGAUGACGGAAGCACUCGACCAAGCAGAUGUCACCUAUACUCUUGGGUCCAUUAUCCAAGCCGGCAUACACUCUGCAGAUACAUUUUCAAUGAUUCUUCGGCAUGGUGCAAGGUAUAAGGAACAAUUGCAGAGGUUCUUGGACUUCUGCCUACGAAAAUCAAAAGAUAAAGUCUUCAUACCGGGAAUUGGAGGAUUUGACACCCAUUUACUCUACUACGCCGUCAGCGAGUGCCACGACGAAGUCGUCGAGUAUCUAUUAUCUGAAGAGGUUAAGAGCUUGGUUGAAUCGUUCCAUAUCAAGUCCGAGGCUAGCCAGUCCCGUCUUGGAGUGUAUAACCCAGGCGAUAUCAAUCGACCCGCGCAAGAACACCGGCGAACACCAGUACUGGAGGCGAUCCGGUGGAAUCGAAAGUCCCUCGUCGAGCUUCUAAUCGCGAACGGUGCCGAUUUGAAGGCAGCAGCCAAGAACCCUUUCAGCGAUGAAAUGAACUGGACAGGCUUUCACAUCCUCGCUACUGCCGGGCACAAUACGGACUAUUCAGAGCUGGUGUCGUUCCUUAUCGAAGCCGGCAUGCAUCUCGGUGUUCCCAGUAGCACCGAGAGCGUACCCCAUCCGCCAGAGAAUCCCUUCCUAGUUGCUGUCCAACACAAUGCUUUCAAUCUAGCCUCUACAUUUCUCGAACACGGCACAGAUCCCAACGCCUUGAGCUUUAGUUCCGGGUUGCUUUCUCUGGAAUAUCCCACCACUGUCCUCGGACAUAUCGUUGCCGCUUCGUCACAGCACACAAUACCACGUCUAAGGUAUAUUCUCGAGCAGUGUUCACAUGGCAACGCUAUAGAAUUCAUCGUGGAGCCCUCCCGGCAAUUGAGCGUGCUUCAUCGCGCCGCAUGGGCACAUAAAGGCAUAUUGCAUCGAGCGCCAUAUGGUUCGCGUGGUAGCUAUUUAUCCAGAGAUGAGUACGACAUGGUCGUCAACCGGGAUAUCAUACGCGAACUUUUGCAAAGGUGGGGAGAUGCAGAAGAUCAUUUGAAUGCGCGCUGCCAGAUUCAUAGGAGAACCGCACUUCACUUGGCUGUCGAAGCGGGAAAUCUCGAGGGAGCCGAGCUCCUGUUGGAGAAGGGAGCGGAUUUGUCCGCCUGCGAUGAUCUAGGACUGACCGCCGUGGAUCUGGCGGUGAAGUUACUGAAUGAGUCGGGUGACCGGCACUCUGAGGACGAGAGCGUAUAUGCUGCUAUGAUUACCUUGCUUAUGGCAGACUGA
Molecule: messenger RNA, 3828 nt
Organism: Aspergillus terreus NIH2624
Lineage: Eukaryota; Fungi; Ascomycota; Eurotiomycetes; Eurotiales; Aspergillaceae
Product: ankyrin repeat and protein kinase domain-containing protein
Exons: 3
Coding region: 1-3828 (1275 amino acids)
Biological process (GO): protein phosphorylation
Molecular function (GO): protein binding; protein kinase activity; ATP binding
Source: RefSeq, a predicted model, not a curated record